Messenger RNA from Parathielavia appendiculata, 768 nucleotides. Its product is annotated as NAD(P)-binding protein. Gene Ontology annotation, molecular function: alcohol dehydrogenase (NAD+) activity. The coding region runs from base 1 to 768 and encodes 255 amino acids. Gene Ontology annotation, cellular component: cytoplasm. The record is from RefSeq and is a predicted model, not a curated record. The transcript is spliced from 3 exons. NCBI's taxonomy places the organism in Eukaryota, Fungi, Ascomycota, Sordariomycetes, Sordariales, Chaetomiaceae.
AUGGCUGACCGUACAACCGUUCUGAUUACGGGAGCGAAUAGGGGCAUUGGGCGCGGUCUUACCGAGGCCUACCUCUCGCGGCCAGACCACACCGUCAUCGCAGCCGUGCGCGACCCCUCGUCCGCGACGGCCCAGUCUCUCCACUCCGUCCCAGCUGCUCCACGCUCCAAAGUCCACGUGAUCAAGAUCGACAGCGCCUCCGACAAGGACGCCGCCGAGGCCAUCAGAACUGUCCAGGACCUCGGCAUCCGCCACCUCGACGUGGUCAUCGCCAACGCAGGCAUCGCCGAAGUGUUCGAGACGGUCGACCAGAUCAACCCGGACAAGUUCCGCACCCUUUUUGAGGUCAACACGCUGGGGCCCGUCAAGCUGUUUGGGGCCGUCUUCCCCCUGCUCAAGGCCGCGGCCGAGAUCAAGGGCGUCGUCAAGUAUGCCGCCAUCGGCACCGUGGCGGCGAGCACGGCCAACGUCGAGGCGAACAAGGCGACCAUGCUGGGCAGCUAUGGCGCGAGCAAGGCGGCGCUGAGCCACCUGGUGCGUAGGGCGCAGUUUGAGAACGAUUGGCUGACGGCUGUGGUGGUGAGCCCAGGAUGGGCCCAGACCGACAUGGGCAACGCCGGGGCAAGAUUGUUCGGCAUGGAGAAGGCUGUGGUCCCUGUCAAGGACAGUGCCGAGGGUAUCAUCAAGGUGCUGGACAACGCGACGCGCGAGACUGCUGCUGGGGCUGGCGGCUUCUGGGAGUACGAUGGGACCCCCCUGACGUACUAA